AUGGGUUCUUCUUCAAAUCAUCACUUCUCUAUUCAUGAUCACCAUGAUCCGUAUGACCAAGAAUCUGACCAAGCAUGGGAUCAAGUCUUUGAGCAAGCUACCCGUGAGUAUGGUCGGCCUAGAAAAGAGAAGAAAAAGAAGCAAUAUAUAGAAAGAAACCGUGAGGAAGGCCAGGAACGCUUAUUCAAUGAUUAUUUCGCCGAAGAUGCCACAUACCCGGCGCAUAUGUUCCGUCGCCGUUUCAGAAUGAACAAAUCCUUGUUCCUGAAAAUAGUUGAUCGACUCUCCACUCAAACUACAUUCUUUUCAACACGACCGGAUGGUUUGGGAAGGAGUAGUUUAACAGGACUACAAAAGUGCACAGCAGCUAUCCGUAUGUUGGCUUAUGGUUGUGCGGCUGACAAGAAUGACGAAUACCUUCGGAUCGCUCAAACUACUACACUCUUAUGUGUAGAAAAUUUUGUGGAUGAAAUCAUAUCUUUGUACGGGAAAGACUAUCUAAGAAGACCCACAAAAAUGAUCUUAAACGGCUACUUGACGUUGGAGAGGCACGUGGAUUUCCCGGAAUGA
This is a messenger RNA of Microthlaspi erraticum, 570 nucleotides long. The record is from the annotation of a GenBank genome assembly. NCBI's taxonomy places the organism in Eukaryota, Viridiplantae, Streptophyta, Magnoliopsida, Brassicales, Brassicaceae.